AUGACAUCCACCGAAACAUACCCCAUCGGCACUCGAUCAGAAUGCGAAUCCCUCGUCCGAGAAUGGGGCUUUCAUCAUAUCUUCACAUGGUCUGAUGUCGGAAACGCCUACUAUGCCCCGCAUACGCAUGGGGGCCUCACAACACAUCUAAUUCGUCGGGGUACCUUCACAGUCGCCUAUCCUGACGAUAAUAAGAAGAAUGGUGGGAAGGCUCAAAAACAGACCUUUGUUGCUGGGGCUAGGAUCGAUGUUCCGGCGGGAAAACUUCAUGAGGUUUGGAUUGGGGAUGAAGGCUGUGAAUAUGUUAUUGGAGAGUGA
This is a messenger RNA of Penicillium angulare, 318 nucleotides long. RefSeq lists its product as uncharacterized. The transcript is spliced from 2 exons. The coding region runs from base 1 to 318 and encodes 105 amino acids. The record is from RefSeq and is a predicted model, not a curated record. NCBI's taxonomy places the organism in Eukaryota, Fungi, Ascomycota, Eurotiomycetes, Eurotiales, Aspergillaceae.